CGCGGUUGAUGAACAUAACUCAGCACAUGCUACGAAAAUACCUGGGCUGAUUUUCCUCAGCGGACAAACCCCGGUCGGCAGUGAUGGGAAGGUCGUCGAAGGUGGUAUCCAGGAGCACACGGCUCAAUGCAUUGCAAACCUCGGCAACGUGCUCAAGGCUGCAGGAUCGUCCUGGGAGAAGGUUGUCAAAGUCAACGUGUACCUGAAAAACAUGGACGAUUUUGUGGCGAUGAACGAGGUCUAUGAGAAGCUUCUGCCCAGUCCGAAGCCUGCACGCACCUGCAUCUCUGCGCUCCGGCUGCCGAACGAUGUCGAUGUUGAAAUUGAGGCCAUCGCGACUUCCUGAAGCAUUCGAACAACGGCGUGAAGCACGAAAAAAGUCCAUGGAUCUGAAUUGUACACAUUGCUGUAUCUACAAGGUUUCAAAGGCCUUUGCCAGGGCUUCAGCGGCGUCCGAGAUUAGUUGUCUCCCAAUUUGUAGGACACCAUCCAUAGCCAUGAUAGGAUGUGGACAGCCCUUGUAGAUCUUCAGUUCGACAGGGACACCAAAGCUUUUCAGCUUUUCCGCGUAUGCGAUACCUUCAUCCCUUAGAAUAUCCAACUCCGCAACGCAGAUCCACGUCGGCGGAGCGCCCCUGAAGGCUUCAUCCGGCCCAAAGAUAGGCGAGUUGUCCCACUUUGUCCAGUCCGCCUCGUCCGGAGAGUAGUUCUGCUUGUACCAUAGCAUCUUGGCAGGCGAGAGCGAGGGCGUUCUCGCGUUCUCAAUCCAGGAUGUGUACGGUACGCCCGAGGGCUGGGCCGUAUUGUCUACGACAGGCACGACGUGGAGCUGGAAGACGAGUGGAAUGGGCGGAUCUGCCAGAGCAGCUUUAUGAGAAACGAUGGCGGCAAGGUUGCCGCCGCUUGACGACCCACCCACAGCAAACUUGCUCAGGUUGCCGUUAAGUUCGCCCUUGCCGUGGUCUCGCACCCAGUACAAUGCUUCUUCCGCAUCUUGGACCGCCUUGGGGUAUUUAGCUUCGGGAGCGAGACGAUAGUCGACAGACACGACGACACAUUUCGCACGUUUGCACAUAUUCGUUGCAAACGCAUUCUCAGUGUUGAUAUUACCGAGAGUCCAUCCGCCUACCAAGCACGACUUAGCGAUCGAUCGAAGUACCCAAACUGAGGCGAACGUGCCUCCGUGGAAAUAGAGAAAGAUAGGCCAGCCUUCGGCUGGUUGCUGGCCCUCCGGCGCGAAAACUCGCACCUUGCAGUGGCUCAGAGAUAGGUCCCUGACCGAGCCAACUGGUAACGGCUCGGACCCACCCACCACAGGCGGGUUCUGGCGGCACGAAGGAUCCCACGGGGAUUUCAUGAACAGCAGGUACGAAGGCCGUGUUGGCGUUGUGGAACUCGACAUAUUCGGGUAGCAGCUUGGGAAGGACCUCGGGGUGGAUGGGCUGAUAGAUUGUCCUGGUGGGCUGGACUGUUGCCAUUGUGGAAGUGUCGGGCGGACGCGUAUGGGAGUCACGUUAUUGGUUGCUGUGUCUUAUAGAAGCGGGAGGGUGUGCUGCGUGGAUCGUGCGCGUGCUACCGAGAUGGUACGCGUGAAGACCGUGACUGACUAAGGUGAUAAGCCGCACCAUGGUCCGUGAGGGAGCUGUGAUCACCGGCCGAGGAGAUAUCACCGGACCGGACACCCGGCCAGUGACUCUGGAACCCGGGCGAGAGAUCGAUAGGCUUGUUAACCUCCACUUCGCCACUUUGAGCAGUACUGUGCUUACCGCAGACAUGCCUGUCUACAACGGCACCCUCCAAGGUCUCCCUCCGCAGACGAGGACGCCUCACCACCUGAUCGGCCUUCCUCAGAAGAGCGCACUUGUCGCCACUUUCAGAGGCCAGCCCCUCCAUGCUCUCAGAACGCCCGCAGUGGUCAUCGACCGCGCCGUCUACGCCAGUAAUUGUGCGAGGAUGCACGAUAAAGCAAAACAGUGGGGAGCAGCGUUUCGUGCCCAUGUUAAAACUCACAAGACGGCCGAGGGGACGACACUUCAGCUUAGUUCUUCCUCGGACAAGACGCAUGCAAUCGUCGUCUCAACACUAAUGGAAGCUUGCGAGGUCGUGAAGGCAGGGCUGGUGGCAGACGGGACCGUUACCGAUAUCCUCUACGGCCUUCCAUUACCUCCGAACAAGAUAGCCGACUUGUCGGCACUAUGGGACGAAAUUGCUCAAAACGGUGCAAUAAUACGCAUUAUGAUAGACCAUCCUGACCAAGUCAAACUUCUUGAACUCUUUGAGAGCCGACGAGAGAACCCCAGAACAUGGUCAGUCUUUGUCAAAGUCGAUGCUGGCGGAAAACGAGCAGGAUUGGUACCGACUUCAGCAGCCUUCGAGGAGCUCUUGAUCGCUCUCCUUAACUCACCUAUCAUCUCCAUCUACGGCUUUUACAGCCACGCUGGUCAAUCCUACGCUUCUACCUCCUUUACUACCGCCAGCACGUUUCUGUCCGCGGAAGUUGACGCGGUGAAUACAGCCGCAGGACUGGCACUGUCGAUGAUACCGGGAAUGCCGGGUGUUGAAUCGAGAAUCUCAGCUCCAUUCGUCCUCGCAGUUGGUUCGACGCCUACGGCCCAUACAGCAAGUGUCGAGACCAGAGACAGGUUGGCGUCAUCAUUGAACGGGACGCUUGAGUUGCAUGCUGGCAAUUACCCUCUUCUUGAUCUUCAGCAGCUGCACACAAAUCUCGUUGACCGGUCGCGUGUCGCCCAGAAAGUCCUGACGACGGUCAUCUCAUACUACCCGGGCAGAGGCGUCGGUGGCACAGAUGAGGCAAUGUGCGACGCGGGAGCGCUCGCGAUGAGCAAAGACACAGGCCCGAGCGGUACGUUCGGCGAAGUGCUAGGCAAAUCUUGGAAAUUGGGCCGCAUCUCGCAAGAGCAUGGCACGUUGACUAGGAGUCCUGAGGCGGGUCCACCAACAGGACGCGAUGCGUUAAAAGUCGGAGAGGUUGUUGAGAUUGUCGGGCAGCAUGCAUGUCUGACUCUGGCGGGGCAUCCGUGGUACUAUGUUGUAGACUCCAGCAUUAACGGGGGAGGCAAUGUUGUCGAGGACGUCUGGGUGCCAUGGAAGGGAUGGUAA
Molecule: messenger RNA, 3120 nt
Organism: Phanerochaete carnosa HHB-10118-sp
Lineage: Eukaryota; Fungi; Basidiomycota; Agaricomycetes; Polyporales; Phanerochaetaceae
Exons: 10
Coding region: 1627-3120 (497 amino acids)
Biological process (GO): D-serine catabolic process
Molecular function (GO): D-serine ammonia-lyase activity
Source: RefSeq, a predicted model, not a curated record